This is a messenger RNA of Diachasmimorpha longicaudata, 1187 nucleotides long. RefSeq names its product Replication protein A2 (gene RPA2). Gene Ontology annotation, cellular component: site of double-strand break; DNA replication factor A complex; chromosome, telomeric region. Lineage: Eukaryota; Metazoa; Arthropoda; Insecta; Hymenoptera; Braconidae. Gene Ontology annotation, molecular function: single-stranded DNA binding. The transcript has 3 exons. The record is from RefSeq and is a predicted model, not a curated record. The coding region runs from base 183 to 932 and encodes 249 amino acids. Gene Ontology annotation, biological process: nucleotide-excision repair; double-strand break repair via homologous recombination; DNA replication.
UGAGAAAGUAACGAAAUAUUUAAAGCGCAGUACAAACAGCUACAAACAUAGUACAAACGAUAGAAUUAGUUCAAUUUACGAAAAGUAAUCACCUGUCGGCUAUCUACAUACGAAUUGUCUAAUGAAUGGCGUAAGCAAACCGUUCUUUCCCGCGUCAAACGAGUCGAGAUAGAACUACGAAAAUGUGGGGAGAUCUGAAAGCCGGUGAAUCAGAGGGGGGUUUCAUGGACGAGAGUUACAGCACAGGAGGCCAGCAGACACAGAAAGACAGCAAGAAAAGGGACGAUAACAAAAUCAUCCUGCCCAUUAUGAUUGGCACUUUAUUGCAUGAGACACCUCAGUCCCUUCAACAUCAUGGUAAUAAUGGUGUUUCAUCUCUUCGUGUUGUUGCUGUUGUCACGAAAAUCACUGAGGCCACCACCAAACUUGCUUAUGAACUCGAGGAUGAGACAGGUAAAAUAACAGCCUAUCGUUGGCUGGAGACGGACAGUACAACUGCUGACGUUGUUGACAUAAAAGUCAAUCAGUACGUCAUCAUCCAUGGCUGCCUUCGCGAGAGUGGCGAGGAAUCCCGACAUUUAUUCAUCCUCAACAUUCGUCCCUCAGUGACUCAUGGCGAGGUUUUGAAUCAUCUUCUGGAGGUGGUCAUGGUAGCUCGAUAUAAGAACGCAGCAUUGCCACAUGCAAAUACAACAGCAGGUGGAAUUGAUAACACUGAUAAUCGCAUUACAACUGGCUUAACCCCUGAUCAAAUGACAGUUUACAACCUCAUCAAGCAAUACGACACUAGCGAUCUAGGGGUCGAGAGGGAUUUCUUGAAAAGCAAAAUCCCACCUCAGAUGAUAUCAAAGGUCGACGAAAUUAUUGAUUUCCUUGCGUCUGAGGGACACCUCUACACGACGCGUACUGAUGAUCACUUCAAGGCUACAUAAACCCUCAUGUUAAACUUGACUGUUGCUCAUCAUCAUGCUUACAUUAUCAAUAAGUUUUGUUACUGAAGUUUCUAAUAAAUAAUGAAGAGUUCCAGUAUAAAAAAGGAUUGUUCCUCGAUGACGACUACCUCAAGUGUCUCCCAUUGAACCUCGUUAAGUGCCUAUUCAAUCUAUUAUAAGAAUUAUAAAUAUCAUAAUUAUUCUUAUGCUACAACUACUGGAAAAUAUACAGGAAUAAAUUCUGUUUAAUUUUGA